Molecule: messenger RNA, 4611 nt
Organism: Megalobrama amblycephala (Wuchang bream)
Lineage: Eukaryota; Metazoa; Chordata; Actinopteri; Cypriniformes; Xenocyprididae
Gene: cuedc1b
Product: CUE domain containing 1b
Exons: 12
Coding region: 976-2145 (389 amino acids)
Molecular function (GO): ubiquitin binding
Source: RefSeq, a predicted model, not a curated record
CGGAUUCUGGCUGUGACAGAUUUUUUCCCGUCUCUUUGAUUCAUCCCCAUACACAACAACACACUGCUAGUUCCCUUUCUGGGGGAUUUCAGGCGCUGAGGCAUGAACACACCGACCGGGACCGAAUCGGUGUCGAUGGAGAUGAUGCAUGCCGAUGUGAAUAGUAAUUUACAGCCAGCGAAAAUGAGCAAAUAGUCUUUAUAUUUAUGAUAAAAGAGGAAAACGGAACGGAUUGGGAACGUGCACUGGGGCAAUCUGCUUCUGUUCACCUAGUACUAGAAAACCCCAGUUCCCUCAUGUUGGCUAUGGCUUUGGAACCAGGUCAGAGGAAAGGAGGAAGAAAGAAGAGGAGGAGGGGAUUGUCAAGCCCUUAUGCUAUUUGCUUCAGUGCCUGCCUGACUGAUUUCUGCUCAUUCAACUGAACUAGAGUCACAAAUAAAAGUGCUUUUCCACAAAAAUACUGCGCAUAUAAACCUCACAUACAAGCCUUUCCAGUUUGCUUCCAGAAUGAACACAAAAACAGUGAUGAAUCAAACCAAAUAGUUUUGUGUCUCUAUUCAAGUGACUUUGCCAGUGAAUGGCUUUGUGGCAUCCAUCCAGUCAGUGAUGCAUUCAGAUAGACACACAUCCCAUAACAGAUAGCAUUUGAGCAGAGCUAAUGGGGAAAUCACACAGUCGGUCACAAAGUUAGAACGCUCAAGACCAGACCGUCUACUUCCCUCGUGCCAGCAACUCCAUACUGUCUUGUUGGAUGCAGCUUAAUAAGCAGAAGAAGAGAAAGAAAGGAUUUCUCUCAAUCCAGCGGACUAGGGUUUUUUUUGGUAUGAUGAAAAAGUGAACUUGAAUAGUUCCAAAAACCAAAAAAAAACACGUGAGACGGACAGAGACAUUUUGUGGGAGACAUCGGGCUGAAGUAGGUGCUAUCGUUUCUUAAGUGGCGUCAGUGGUCGGCUAAGGAAACGGGGAUCCUGUAGGAUGACCAGCCUUUUCCGACGCAGCAGCAGUAAUGGAGGGUCUAGGGGUGGCGGAGGCUCAGCAGCAGGCGAGCUCAACAACUCCAAGCCCAACCGGCAAGUUCGACGGCUGGAGUUCAACCAGGCCAUGGAGGACUUUAAAACCAUGUUCCCUAGCAUGGACUAUGAGGUGAUCGAGUGCGUCCUGCGCUCCAACAAUGGGGCUGUGGAUGCUACCAUCGACCAGCUCCUGCAAAUGAGCAUCGAUGGGCAAGGCUCAGAUGACAGUUCGGAUUCAGAUGACAGCAUCCCACCAGAGAUUCUUGAGCGGACCCUCGAGCCAGACAGCUCCGAUGAAGAGCCGCCCCCUGUCUACUCGCCACCAACAUAUGACAUGCACAUAUAUGACAGGAAAUACCCUGAUGCUCCUCCUGUUCCUCCACCGAGAUUUGAGGCCCAGCCUCCCCCUGGACACAGGCAAGUCCAAGGUUACAAAAACUGGAACCCACCAUUACUUGGCAAUCUGCCUGAUGACUUCCUGCGAAUCCUGCCCCAACAAUUGGAUAGUAUACAGGGCUCUCAGAGUAGCAUCUCCAAGCCCUCUUCCUCCUCCUCCUCCUCCUCCUCCUCAGUACCCCAGAAGGUCCCCGCUGUGGCGGCUGCCACAGGAACAAGUGGAGCUUCAGAGCAGGAACGCAAACUCAAGCAAUAUUUGGAGGAUGAGCGUAUCGCUCUCUUCCUGCAGAACGAGGAGUUCAUGAAGGAGCUGCAGAGGAACCGAGAGUUCCUCAUUGCAUUGGAAAGAGAUCGAUUGAAAUAUGAGUCAAAGAAAUCCAAAUCCAGUCAUUCAUCAGCUAGCAUGGAGAACUCCACAGGUGACCACUAUGCUUCCGGAUCUGUAGAGGCCUGCACAGCAGUCUCAGAUGACGCUCUGUUCAGAGACAAGCUAAAGCUCAUGGGGAAAUCAACCAGGAAGAAGCUGUUUGAAAUCGCUAGAGGGUUCUCGGAGAAGACAAAGCGGAGGAAGUCCAAAAGAAGAACAUUGCUACGGCAUCAUUCAUUGGGCACAGCCAACUCCACUGCCAACCUCCUAGAUGAUGUGGAAGGAAACCCAUGUGAUGACGAAAGUCAACACAGACGAUUGGCUGCACAGGAAGAAGAGGAGCCACAUAAGGAACCACUAUCAUGGUGACUGGCUCAUGCAAUCCCUCCUCUGUGCUCUUGGGAAAUUAGGGUUUCCAUGGUGACCUCAGAAUGACCCAUGGCUGAUUGCUCCUUAUCUCAGCGGCUCCAGUGCAGGCAAUCCCAGACUAGUGAGGAACAGCCUCCCCCCCAGACCAGCCGAGGCAGGACUGUAUGAUCAUUUUGUAGCAGCCUUUUGCAAGCCUAAGAUUAUUGUUACCUACAUUUGAUUACUAUUAUAAUUAUUGUAUUGUAACUGUUUGUUAAUAUUUGGUUUCACAUGUAAAACUCAACAGCUAUAGUACUGAUUUCCUAUGUAUUUUUUUCUUUUUUAUCCCUAAUCACCUGAAAGAAAUUCCCUUUUAUGUUUGUUUAAAAAUAUCAGUUACCUGAGGAAUUUGUCCUCACUUAUGUUUGAUUUGACUUGUCACCAUUAGAAAAAUAGGAAAUAUUUGAUUUAUUACUGUCCAGAAGUGACACAAUUAACUCGUUGUUUUAGCACAUUAGUAUAUAACUAUUACCUUAUAUUCAAUGGACUCUGCCACUCUCAGAGUCUGAUCUGCACAUUAAACAUCAACAGCAUUUCCUCAAAGAAUGUACCCAGAUUUUUUUUUUUUUAUCGUUGCUAUUAAGGAAAAACACCAUUAAUUCAGGUCUCCAUUUAGUCUGGUGUGAUUUUAGGGCGCUGAAUAGUCCAUUUCCAUACUACUUUUUCAUAGUUAAAUCAAAACGGAGUUCAUUCAGAUGAGAUGAUGUCUUCAAAGUAGUCUCUGGCCAAGUCCGGCCACUCCGGCACAGUGUCAAUGCCAAAAUUCGAAUCGCAGAUAAACCGAAGAGUCGGCCUGCUUCUCGUGUUUGCACUGCCAUAUCUGUUUUAUAAAAUAUUUAAAUCCUUUUUUUUUUCAAUUGUUUCUUUGUGAAAAGUGAUUAGAUUUGUUUGUUUGAGCCACUAUAGUUGCCAUCUGAACAUGUUUUUUAGUUAUCUUUGAACAGUACGUGCAGAGAACAAUUUGAAUGAUGCCCUUGAACCAACCAACACGCUGCUGUGUGCUUUGCUUUUUUUGCAAAUCACACUGAAUGAUUUACCCUAACGCUGUGCUUCCAGUAGGUCACUUGACUAUGUCAUAAGGUCAGAGGUCUAACUGUGAUCCACCAAUAAGAAUGUGCCAUUAUGUUCCUUUUACUGUUGUGCGUCCCAGUACUGAUUCAGUGUAAAGUAGCCUAUUGGAGGACAUUGUGUGACAUUGAUGAUGUUUGUUUGUAUUUUAUGUAUGUCAGAUUGUCCAGCUGGUAAAUCUGGUAGUUUGAAACCACCUAGUCACAGUAUUAUGUGUCAAAGCACAUUUUUGGAUUCCACCAUGUUACUGAUACAAGCUCCUGAAAUGGCUAUUGGAAUUUGCUUUUUUUAUCUAAAGGGCAUUAUGUACAGUAUAUGAAGGCAUGAUCGUGUUCAUGUCACAUCAAUAUGUGAUUAUAUAAUGAUUUUUUGCCAUUAUAACAAAUUAUAUAGGUAUCCAUAGGCAUCAUAAAUGACGUGUAUUCCACAUACAGUAAUUAUAUGUUCUGUGAAGUGUUAUAGCCAUUAUGAAAUAUGUGCCGGUGCCAUGCAUAUUUGGCAUGAUGUAUUUUUACUUCCUUUUUCAACAGAUGUUUAUGAAUGGCACAGAGCAACAAGUCGGUAGUUCGUUUUGAAAAUGAUGUGAAUUGAAAGAACCAAGGUUUUGUAAGAGCAAAACCUUGUUGAGAGUAGUAAGGCAUACAGCACAGAGCCCACGUUCCCAGCGUCUACCGUGAUUCACAGGCACGACUGCGUGAGAUUUUUCCCUUCCAUCCUGCUUGUUAACAUACUUGAUCCACUCAGGGAACUUGCUCUCAUUUCACUUUCUGUUAAAAAGCACAACUAAAACUGAAAACUUCUUAGCGCAGAAGCUUCAAGGUAGCGCCGUCUGUUUACCCGUCAUGAGGUUGAUAUGAACAAUUCAAGGACUGUGAGGAUGAUCUGCUUCAGUAUGUAGCCAAGUUCCUUUUCUUGAUCACAUGUCCUUGCGUGUUUACCCGAAAUGUUUUCAACAUCUACUUCUUCAUCUUCUGUCUUUAUAUGGGAGAGAUAUAGAGGCAAAAUCACUGGCGGAUGUGUUCAGAGAGUGUCGUGUGCGAGCCACAUGAUUUUAAGUGGCUUUUAACAAUUAGUGGAAUGUAAUAUUUAUACUGUAUUAGUAGGAAAAAACUGUACAUGGAAAUUGACAAUUUUUUUUAACCUAAAAUAUUUGAUCUUUCCAUUGUUUUUUUUCUGUCCCCUUUCUUUUGAAGAUUAUGAUUCUCACCAAAUUAAGCUGACUCUUCAUCUAUUUGUCCAAAAUAAAUGUGAUUGUUCCGGAUCACAUCAUUCACUUAAGACUAUUUCAAGUUCUGGACUUUUCUUACAAUCCAGAUGUUUAUUAGCUAUUGGAAUAAAUAAUAAAAUUGUUGUACUCUG